UGUAUCAACUAAAGUGUAACGAAAAUUGCGUUCGGAGUGACGUUUAAAGUGAUGUGAUGUGACAGAUUGAAAACGUCGUGCGACAGAGAUACAAUCGAUAAUGAUUGAAAAUCAUGCAACUGAUGAGAUGUGGAGUUCAGUGGAGAGCGGCGGCACCAAUGGUCGCGCAGCGCCGUGUGCGCGCGGCAAGCACUCGGCGACGCUGCUGGGCGGGCACGUGUAUGUGCUGGGGGGGCGCGGCGCCGGCGGUGCUGUGCCUCUCCGGGACUUUUGGAGCUACAGCCUUGCUACCGGUAAAUGGGAGAAGCUGGAGUGUCGGGGCGACCCUCCCCCCUCUCUGCAGGAGCACAGCGCCACGGCGCACGAGAACAAGCUGUAUGUAUUCGGAGGCGAAGCCGGUGCCCUCUCCAACGAGACUCCACUCUGGAUAUAUGACACAGAGACACAAGUAUGGCGCAAGCUGCCGGGCCAGUCGAACUACACGAGCACACUGAGACGGCGCAGCCCGCGGGAUGCCCGGGGCGCCGCGCUCGGGCCGCGCGGCCGCCGCGGACACUCCGCGCAUGCACUCAAGGACUGCCUGCUCAUAUACGGUGGAUACAAGGACCUCCGGGGUUCUACGCACGAACUCUGGGCGUUUCAUUACGAAUCGGAGUCGUGGCACCAGGUGCGCACGGCGAGCCCGGGCCCGGCGCGGCACCGGCACGCGGCCGCGCUGCACGACAACCGCCUGUACGUGCACGGCGGGCAGUGCGACCUGCGGGACUGCGCCGACCUCUGGUACUACGACACCAUGUCCCGCGUAUGGAGCCAGGUGCGCACGCCUGCCAAGCUGGCGCCGAGCGCACGCAGCGGCCACGCGGGACUGCGCGCCGGGGCGCAUCUCUACAUCUUCGGCGGCGAGACACAUGGACACUCCACCAACGAGCUCUGGAGAUUCCACUUCGCCACAGAAACAUGGGAGCGAAUAGUUCAGAGUCUGAAAUGGCCGUCCCCUCGUGUAGACAGCUGCGCGCUGCUGAUCCCCGCCGCUCCCCCGCGCGUGCGCUCGGCCCCCGCCAACAGGCUCGGCCCCAACAGGCACUCGAUGAGCUCGCGCCCCGACCCACCCGCCAGUCUGCUCAAAGAGAUCUCCAAGUUGUCCUCAUUCCACAUCCGGAGAGCUGCUCGGUGCUCGUACAGCGUGCUGGCCGGAGAGAGAGACUCCACGGAGAGUCUCGUGCGACAGGAGGCCGCUGCAUUGUCCAAGUCACACUCCGCGUAUAUUAUAGACAAGCGACAGCCCGCAGAUGGCGACGAGAGCCCCCGAGAAGGUGAUGUUCCCGAGUUUAGAUCAGAAAUGUCUCGAGAGCCAAUUUCAGUUCCCGACUUUGCUGAUAUGAUUCUGCCCACACCAGUCUUAUCUCCAGUAGAAGCUACUAAGCUGGUGUAUCUCGAUUCGGAAGAUGAAGAAGAUAUGAAGCGUGAAAUUAGUAACAUGAAGAAAAAAGACGGGAUCACAUCAGUGAAGCUCGACGGCAAGGUCACCGUGGUCACGAUCCCUAAGUCGGCAUCCGUCCGGUUCACUAAGGACACGAUAAUCACUGACGAGGAGGACACGGAACUGUCCACGUCUGACUACGCGAGUGCGGAGCGUGUCAACCGACUCUCUGGUAAUUCGUUAGGGUUCAGCAAUCCUCAUUAUUUAGGACCUGACGUGAGAAAUUUAGGAGCAGCGUUGACUCCAGAUUCUGGUGUAGGUCCUGGAGAUAUUGAGCUGCAGGAUUUAGGCGAGAGACGUGCCAGAAGUGUGCCAAGAAACGGCGAGACUCAAUUGCAUCUGCUGCUAGUGGGUGGCAAGGAGCCCCCCCACCUCGCCCUGCUCCAGAACCCGCUGUCCAUGUGGACCUACAGGUUGUUGUAAUUAGUGACUCGUUAGUUUAGAUCUUCGUCCAUUAGCGGAACUAGGGUCCUCCAGGGCUGAACGUAGCCGUCGAUUUGGCGUUUCCAAUCACAUUUAUUUUUAUGGCUCUAAAAAUAUUUUAACAAAAUGAUCUUUAUGUAAAUAAUUUUAAAGUUGAGAAUCAUGUGAACGUGCUUUUCGAAUCGUUGACGUCCAAAUUAUUGAUGUAAAGAAAAUACUUAUGAGCUGAGGCUUAGUUUAGGUAGUUACAAGGUGUAGGUACCUACGACUACGUGUUCGCAUUUAUACUAAAAGUACUUACUCAGACAUAGUAACGAUAACGCGGAAUAUUUAUAAUUUUAUAUGAUUAUACACAAUGUCCUCGACUCUUCCAAGAAUGUCUGCCCAGUUAAUUAAUCUGGUAGUCUGUCUGUCCACGUUACAGUUCUCUGUUCAUGCACCAGCACCAUGUGAUUCGUGUUGGUGCUGCGUUGUCGUUACUGUAUUAGUCCGUCGUGUAGCUACUAUACUAUAUGGGUACAAUGAGUGCCAAUUCAAGUAUUCUUAGAUGUAACCCACAUUUUGAUGAAGUAGCACAAAUGUGGUGAACUCCGAGGUCGUGUGGCAGCCACGUGCGAUAACGAUACUAACUUUUAUUGGAACACCUAUAGACUAAUAGACCUAAUCCUUUACCUACUUAGUAAACAGGAAUAAUACGCAUCUGGUGUUGCGGGUGUCCAUAGGCGGCGCGGAUUGUUUACCAUCAGGUAAUCCGAUUGCUCGUUUUCCGGCUUAUCCUUUAAAAAAAUAUUGACCUACCUAUAUUAUGCAAUGUAUACAAAGUAGGUAAUUCUGUAGUGCAGCUGAGCAGAUACUUGAUCUGUAAAUAAUGACCUAGUACUGUAUCGGAGGAUCAAAAGCUGUGAUAUAUUGUUUAUCUUGCUCGACUACUAUAUGUAUGUACAACGUCGUAUCGCACGCAUGCGUCCUGCAGACCUAGCGCUGAUUUAUAAUCUGUGGUAUUAACAAAUAGUCUCCUAAUAAUAUUAUUGUUUUAAGUUUAAGUUUACAUUGAUGUGCAUGCAAUACGUUGUUUGUUAUAUCUCUUAAGUUUUUCAACGUUACUCAGUUGUUUUAUAUUUUUAUUGUUUUUCUAUAUUAUUAUUAAUGACUUGUUUUGUACUUAGAAGUUUUAACAGAUUACAAACAUUUUUUCGGAACAUAAUGUUGAAAUGAGAUAUUACGCGACGACCCGAUAUUAUUUAGCAUAGACGGUAAUCAUGCAACCUUUGGUCGAAAAUGUUUAUGAGAAUUUACAUAUGUAUGUGUGGGCACAAAAAAACUUCCAUAGUGACUUCAAGGACAGUAGUCAGUCUACUAGCUCGACUACCUGUAGCAAACCAUGUGAAUGUCACCACUGCCCUCUGACAUCAGAGAAUUUAAUGUUUUAUAAAUUACUAUUAAACUUUGGACUGUGUUCUUCUUGGAUGUAGAAAAACCUUGAAAGAAAAACUAACUUGUUGUGCUGUUUCUACUUUCUAAGAUGAGGCAACAUUUCAAGGCAAUGGACUGCAGGUGUGGCCAGGCGCGAGUAAAGUAAAAUAUUUAGUAGAUUUUUAAGUACAAAAUAUUAUCUAAUUGUAGCGUAAUUCGCUGCUCAAUGCUCAUGAAUAUAAGUCCCAGAGUGACUUGAAACUGGUAGAAGUUUUCUCCAAUGUAUAAUAAAUUAAUUGUACUAUGGGCCCCCGGCCGUACCUGCGUCCCUGCCGGUGGCCAGUCACUAGCUUACCCAGUACUGUACUGUGUGGUAGUACUAGUAGUUACGGACUCGUAGCCUGUACUCGCGGAGUGCGCGCCGCGCGGAGCGUUGGGCGUUGCUAAGACUGAGUAGUGUGUAGCGGUUACAUUGCGUUAGGUACUGUACUCAUGUCUCUCAAAUUAAUCACAUAAAUAAAAGCUACGACCGUCCGGGCAUUUUCUAAACUAUAUGGUCAGAUGUCAGCACUCGUUGGUUUAGACUGAAUAAAAAAUAUAUACUUAAACCAUUCGAAUCUCUGCCCUUUUAGGUGUUUUACACAUACAUACUGCGGUUGACGAGCUCGUGACUAUAGCCGCGACUAUUUGAUUUCGUGUGACAAUUGCUAUUGGUAGCGACCAAGAUUUCUUGUAAGAAACAUUGUGCCUACCUGCUCAAUAUGUCUGCUCGGACCGGCAGACUGUUGUGAAUACGCUGCAUCACCUGGCCGGGUCCCAUUCAAGUACAAUAUUCGAAAUGUUAAUAAACGUAGCUAUGUCCAUGUCACUCUUUUAUUUUAAUCCCAUCAACCCUAGUAGCUGCCGUUCCGUUUUAUAAUAUUUUUGCGUUACCUAUAUCACAAUAGCAAACGUCGGCUUCGUCAAGUCUAAGCUCAUAAUCUAUUCGCGUAACACAUAACGCUUAUUCACGAAUAAAGUCAGUUAGAAAUGAAACGACGCUACUUCAUGUAAGUCACUUUAUUCAGAAGGCUACAGUCAUUACAUUAAGAAUUCAUAUCAUUACUACAGUAAUAAAAUUGAGGUUAGAGAAAUUACAACGGCAACAAUUAUAUAAAACAUACAAACGUAUGAAAUGUCAAACAUUACAUUGUGUCAAUAAAUCUGUGUGGAAACUAGUAAACGAUGAAAAACAUAAAAAUUGCUAAGUUAUGUUCAUUGGCAACAUUUAUAUCCACUGAAUAAAAUAUUGGCAGGAAAAUAAAUGAAUAAUAACCACUUAUUUCAUAGAGCUACAUAAUUCAUUUGCAUACAAUAGGAAAUGACAAACAUUCAUAGAGAUUAAUAUAAUUUGAUGGCGGUUUCCACCCUUUAAUACAUUUAGCAGUAGUAGCCGCGUAGUGGCGCGCUCGCCACUACUCCCCGCGGUCAGCCUCUACGCCCAAUUGGAUCAACAAAUUUCUAUAAACGUCAUUGAAUAAUGCUAAUAUUGAAGGUAUAAAUUGCAACAAACAUAUGUACUGACUCAAAUACACGGCGAGCCAAGCCGAGGAUGCAUACAUGGACUAUUGAAGUGACAAAGCAAUCGUACACUACGAGAAGAGAGUUUUAGUUGAAAGUAUUGUUUUUGUUGUCCCGAAUGGAUAGUUUCAAGAGAUACUCGUCUAGCAUGGCGGCGUGCGACAUGCCGGGCGCGGCGACGAGUGGCGGCGGCGGGGCGCGCCGCUACUGGCCCGCGCCCGCGCCCGCCCCCGCCCCGCGCCCGCCCCCGCGCUCGCGCCCUCCGGGUACACGACGCCAAACAAGGACGUGCACGCUGCCUUGGCCGCCAACUUGCGCGCCUCCUUCUUGUUGGGGGCUG
Messenger RNA from Spodoptera littoralis (African cotton leafworm), 5216 nucleotides. The record is from the annotation of a GenBank genome assembly. Lineage: Eukaryota; Metazoa; Arthropoda; Insecta; Lepidoptera; Noctuidae.